Molecule: messenger RNA, 954 nt
Organism: Exophiala viscosa
Lineage: Eukaryota; Fungi; Ascomycota; Eurotiomycetes; Chaetothyriales; Herpotrichiellaceae
Exons: 4
Coding region: 1-954 (317 amino acids)
Source: RefSeq, a predicted model, not a curated record
AUGUCUAUGCAUGCUAUAUCCGAUGGAAAAUGGAUGGAUGCGCUGGCGGUCGAAGGAGGAGCACUUCCGAACAAGAUCUUGAAGAUCGGCUCGUAUCGUGACGAGGACUCCCCAGUUGUCGAUCCCACUGUCAGGAUCUUUUUCCAGGUAGUUGUCUCUACUAUCGAUGAGGGGGAGAUCCCAGAGCUUCUCGGGGUAUCUAUUGAUAUAUACAGUCGGUUGAACAGUGCUCCCCCCUGCAAACAGGGCUUCAAGCCAUGCAAAUCGGGUCACGGAGAGACCGUACACUUGCAACAACCCAGUCGCCGACUGUCCCUCCGCCAGCCAUGCAAACACACACCCUUUCAUGAAAGGCAGAGUCACGAAGUGCUGCCGAUUUCGCCUGUGGUCGCCGGUCUCGGCAGCAUUGCCGGAGGUGCAGGUGGUGGUCGUGCUCCCGGUGGUGGUGAGAAGCGAGGCCCACCUGAUGAUGCUCCCGCCCCGUCGCGCAAGGCUCGCAAGCGAGUCAAGCGUGGUUUGCCGUGCCAGCGUUGCAUCCGCCGCCUCUGCGCCCAGCCAGCCAAUGCUGCUGCCGGUAACGGUCAGGGCCAGGCUGGCCAGCGAGUCACAUGCGAGUACCCUGAGGGUCACAAUCGCUGCCGCUAUUGCCAAGUUGGCAAUCACACCAUCGCUCAGUGCACUUCCGUUCCUGAGCAUCUGGAGGGUCGUGCUCACGAUUUGCUUGCGAUCAAUCACGCGGCCUGCACUUCUCACUUGAGCCAAACCGAGUUGCGGAGGUCCACGACUCUGUGCGGCAGAGUUCCUCUGCCUCUGACAUAUCGCCUUUGGCGACGAGAUCAGCAAGAGCAUAUCAUCAGUAAGCGCGGUCUUCGUCUUCGCCUUCACCCACGUCGUCGGCCAAUCGUCUCGCUCACAGAUUCCUCUCGGUGUCUCUUGGCCAGAAACCCACGAUGA